AUGGUCAAACGCCGCAGAAAGACGCGCACCCAUCUCAAGGGCCCCAACAACAGCGCCUCGACCUCCACGAGCGCCCCCAAGUCGUUCAUCAUCCGCACGGGCAAAGUGCCGCGCGCGGUAUCCACCCUCGUGCAAGACACGCGUAAAGUGAUGGAGCCCAACACGGCGACGCGGCUCCGCGAGCGCAGCUCGAACAAGCUCAAGGACUUUAUCAGCAUGGCCGGGCCGAUUGGCGUCACACACCUGCUCAUCUUUGGACAGACGGAUGCGGGGACGAAUCUACGCAUCCUGCGUGCGCCACGCGGACCGACGCUGACGUUCCGCGUGAACAAGUAUGCGCUGUCCAAGGAUGUGCAGGCGAGCAGUCGGCGGCCGAGUCCUCCAGGAAGCGAGUUUGUAACGCCGCCGCUGCUGGUGCUCAACAACUUUGGAGGCGAGGAGAGGCAGAUGAAGCUGCUGGUGGCGACGUUCCAGAAUUUGUUCCCGCCGAUCCAGGUGCAGUCAAUGAAGCUCAGCCAGGCGAGACGCAUCGUUUUGCUGAACUACAACUCGGCAACGGGCACCAUCGACUGGCGACACUACCUCAUCUCGGUGCGACCGGUCGGCGUCUCAAAAAGCGUGCGUCGGGUCAUCGAGGGCUCGUCGCGCUCCUCCUCCAGCGCCGCCGGCGGUACCAACCGCGGCAAACUGCCCAACCUUGCGUCGACACAGGACAUCUCGGACUACGUGCUGGGCCGCACGUCCGGUGCCACCGAGUUCGAGACCGACGCCUCCGAUGCCGAGUCCGAGGCCGAAGACGUCGCGGACCCGCGCAACAAGGUGCAUCUCCACGACCGGUACGUAGGACGCGGCAAUGCGGCCAACACGCAGAAGGCCGUGCGGCUGCGCGAGAUCGGCCCGCGCAUGGAGCUCAAGCUGGUCAAGAUCGAAGAGGGCUGCAACGAGGGCGCGGUGCUGUUCCACGAGUACAUCAAGAAGACGGCGCAGGAGCAGACGCAGCUGCACCGCGAGCAUAUCGACAAGAAGAAGUUGCAGGAGCAGAGGCGUGCCGAGCAGGAGCUCAACGUCGAGCGCAAGAAGGCCGAGAAGGCCGAGCUGCGCAAGGCCAGUCGCAGGAACGCCGGGCUGGCAUCGGACGACGACGCUGAUGCCAGUGACGCCGCCAGUGACGCCGCCGAUGACGAGGACGCUGGCGAAGACGACGACGGCGAGGACGACGACGACGAAUUUGCAUACGAAGACCAGUUCGGAGAGGCACCCCAGGACGACGAGGAGCUGUUUGACGAUGACGACGAUGAUGCAUCCGUCGAGGACCAGGACACCGAAGACGCCGAGUCCGAAGAAGACCACCACGAGGGCGGCCAGCCGUGGAACCCACACCGCAGCGCGUCAGGCGGCUACGACAACCCGCCCGGCAUCGACCCCUACUCGGACGAGUCCGACCUAGAGCCCAUCCCGCUCGGGUCCCUGCAGCACGACUACAACAGCGCCGACGAUUGGCCCGGGUACUCGUCCGACGACGCCGACCAGUCCAAACCACCGCCGCCGCCGCCGUCGAAGAAAAAUAAACCCAACUCCGGGGCUCAACAGAAAAAGAAAGCCCGUCGCUGA
Sporisorium graminicola is the source of this 1611-nucleotide messenger RNA. RefSeq lists its product as uncharacterized. Gene Ontology annotation, biological process: rRNA processing; ribosomal large subunit assembly. Gene Ontology annotation, cellular component: preribosome, large subunit precursor. Gene Ontology annotation, molecular function: rRNA binding. Bases 1 to 1611 code for a protein of 536 amino acids. The record is from RefSeq and is a predicted model, not a curated record. The transcript has a single exon. Lineage: Eukaryota; Fungi; Basidiomycota; Ustilaginomycetes; Ustilaginales; Ustilaginaceae.